AAGCCUCUAGUUGCGUAGCCGUGUGUUCUAGGAUAUCCGAAGAAAUUGCGUAAGCGCUUAGCCAAAAUUGCUGUGUGACGGCAAACCCUCGUUAUAAAUACAGAGAGCCCCCCUUCUACUUAAUCCCAAAUUCAUCAUCGUUUUUUGCUCAAAGACAAGAAAAUCAUCUCCUUUCAAUUCUCUCAAUAUAUAUUAAUCUCCUCUCUCAAGAUGCAGAUCUUUGUUAAGACACUCACCGGAAAGACCAUCACUCUUGAAGUUGAGAGCUCAGACACCAUUGAUAAUGUCAAAGCUAAGAUUCAAGACAAGGAAGGCAUUCCCCCUGAUCAGCAGAGGCUGAUCUUUGCCGGAAAACAGCUUGAAGAUGGCCGAACACUUGCUGACUACAACAUACAGAAGGAGUCUACCCUCCAUCUUGUCCUCCGUCUCCGUGGUGGAAUGCAAAUCUUUGUUAAAACUCUGACCGGGAAGACUAUAACUCUUGAGGUCGAGAGCUCAGACACCAUUGAUAAUGUCAAGGCAAAGAUUCAAGAUAAGGAGGGUAUUCCUCCGGAUCAACAAAGGUUGAUUUUUGCUGGCAAGCAACUUGAAGACGGUAGAACUCUUGCUGACUACAACAUCCAAAAGGAGUCCACCCUUCACCUUGUCCUCCGCCUUCGUGGUGGUAUGCAGAUCUUUGUCAAGACACUUACCGGCAAGACCAUCACACUUGAAGUUGAAAGUUCAGAUACAAUUGACAACGUGAAGGCAAAAAUUCAGGAUAAGGAAGGAAUUCCUCCAGACCAGCAGAGACUGAUCUUUGCCGGAAAGCAACUUGAGGAUGGAAGGACCCUGGCCGACUACAACAUUCAGAAAGAGUCAACCUUGCAUCUUGUUCUUCGGUUGAGGGGUGGCAUGCAAAUAUUUGUCAAGACAUUGACAGGGAAGACAAUAACUUUGGAGGUUGAGAGUUCAGAUACUAUCGACAAUGUUAAAGCAAAGAUCCAAGACAAGGAAGGUAUUCCUCCAGACCAGCAAAGAUUGAUCUUUGCUGGGAAGCAACUUGAGGACGGAAGGACCUUGGCAGAUUACAACAUUCAGAAAGAAUCAACCCUGCACCUUGUUCUUCGUCUUAGAGGUGGCAUGCAAAUUUUUGUCAAGACUUUGACUGGGAAGACAAUUACGUUGGAGGUUGAGAGUUCGGAUACCAUUGACAAUGUCAAAGCAAAGAUUCAAGACAAGGAGGGUAUCCCCCCAGACCAGCAGCGUUUGAUCUUUGCUGGUAAACAACUCGAGGAUGGCAGGACUCUUGCAGACUAUAACAUCCAGAAGGAGUCAACUCUCCAUUUGGUGUUGCGUUUGAGGGGAGGGAUGCAGAUCUUCGUGAAGACUCUGACUGGAAAGACAAUCACAUUGGAGGUGGAGAGCUCAGAUACGAUUGACAAUGUGAAAGCAAAGAUACAGGAUAAGGAAGGGAUUCCACCAGAUCAACAGAGGCUCAUCUUUGCUGGUAAGCAGCUUGAAGAUGGCCGCACCCUUGCAGACUACAAUAUCCAGAAAGAGUCUACUCUUCAUCUCGUCCUCAGGCUCCGUGGUGGAGACUUCUGAAUUUCAUGUGCGCUAAUACUGCUUUUAUAAUUGUGUCAAUGUUGCUUUGUUGUUUUGUUUUGAGACUUACGAGUUUUUGUUUUGGUUUUAUCUUUCUGUUAGAGACUUCGUAAUGUAUUA
Messenger RNA from Lycium ferocissimum, 1707 nucleotides. Its product is annotated as polyubiquitin. The transcript is spliced from 2 exons. The coding region runs from base 211 to 1587 and encodes 458 amino acids. NCBI's taxonomy places the organism in Eukaryota, Viridiplantae, Streptophyta, Magnoliopsida, Solanales, Solanaceae. The record is from RefSeq and is a predicted model, not a curated record. Gene Ontology annotation, biological process: modification-dependent protein catabolic process; protein ubiquitination. Gene Ontology annotation, molecular function: ubiquitin protein ligase binding; protein tag activity. Gene Ontology annotation, cellular component: nucleus; cytoplasm.